AUGGCAUACGAACAGCGCGGCGAGCGCGACUUUGGGGGUCAAGGGGGAGGCGGUGGAGGCUUUGAGGGAGGGUUUGGAAGAGGGAGAGGCAGGCGUGCUGUCACAGAUUAUGGUUCAACCAUGGUUCACUGGAUGCGAAAUCGCCAACCGAGAUAUAAAGGGGGCUACCAAGGAGAACUGGAGAGACCUAGUCCGAGUUAUAUCGUAGACAUGCUACCACCUUUAGCAAGAUUACAAAACCCCGCAGACUCAAUACCAGCUCGGCAUCUUCACUCCUCACUAAAUAAGAUCAAGCACCCAGUCAACGUGGUACGAUGGACGCCAGAAGGCCGGAGACUACUCACUGCCUCAAGCAGUGGCGAGUUCACUCUGUGGAAUGGAACUGGUUUCAACUUCGAGACUAUCAUGCAAGCGCAUGAUGUUGCUAUCCGAGCCUUGUCUUACUCUCACAGUGAUGACUGGCUGUUGUCAGCUGAUCACGAUGGACUAAUCAAGUACUGGCAACCGAACUUCAAUAACGUCAAGGUCAUCCAGGGGCAUAAUGAUCCUAUAAGAGAUCUUGCGUUUAGCCCAAACGACGCUAAAUUUGUCACAGCCUCUGAUGAUUCGUCUCUCAAAAUUUUUGAUUUCGCAGAGGGAGUGGAAGAGGCCACCCUCAGUGGUCACGGAUGGGAUGCUAAAAGUGUCGACUGGCAUCCUACUAAAGGCUUGCUUGUAUCUGGUUCGAAAGACCAUCUCGUUAAACUAUGGGAUCCUCGCACGGGUCGAUGCUUAACAACACUCCACGGACACAAGAAUACCAUUACAAAAACUCUCUUUGAAAGAGUCAGAGGCGAAUGUCUAGCAACCUCAGCACGAGACCAAACAGCUCGUGUAUUCGACCUCCGAAUGAUGCGCGACAUCUGUCUCCUCAAAGGCCACGAGAAAGAAAUCUCCACCCUAGCCUGGCAUCCCAUCCACUCCUCACUCCUCAGUACCGGCGGCGGCGAUGGCUCUAUGCUACACUACCUCCUCGAUGAACCCAACACACCGCAAGGCACAGCGCCAUCCCUCUCACCCUAUGAUAGUCCCGACCCCACCACCGCCCCCGCCCAAACCGUCUACCCAGCCCACAAAGUGCAAUACGCCCAUGACUUCCCAAUAUGGUCCCUAGACUGGCACCCCCUAGGCCACAUCCUUGCAUCCGGUUCCAACGAUCGUGUAACCCGCUUCUGGACGCGUGCGCGCCCCGGCGACACAGAAAUCUUCAACGACAGAUACCACAUAGGCGAGUCAGCCGCAGAAGCCCAAGGAACAUGGGACCGUCGUGGAAACCGUAAACAGCGACAAGAAGAAGAAGAACAGGAAAUGGAGGACGAAAUGGAGGGACUUGUUGACCAAAAAAUGCCCGCGAAGAUGCCUUCUUUCCCCGGUAUUCCCGGGCUUCCUCUCCCGCAGUUUGGAAAGGAUGGUGGAGUGCCGAAAGUGCAAAUUCCGGGUAUGGGAGGAGCUGUUCCCCCACCUCCUUUACCGUUUGGUAUUGGUGCACCGCCGCCGCUACCAGGCAUGGAUCCAAGCAACCCGCCCGAUCUCGCAAAAUUAGCAGAAAUGAUGAAGAAAGCCGGACUACCUCCUCCACCUCCCGGGGGGAAAUUUCCUCCACCUCCUCCGCCGGGUAUGUUGCCUCCUGGACUCUUGCCACCGCCUGGGAACUUUCAAUUGCCGCCUGGAUUCCCGCCUCCACCGCCUGGUAUGGGAGGACCGCCGCCCUUUGGCAUCCCGGGAAUGGGUGCGCAAGGAGGCAGUGAGUUUGGUGGGAGUGGUGAUGCUGGGGGCAAUGUCAGGAGGAGAGGGCCGUUGCCGAGUCAGGAGGAGAGUUUGCAGAUGGAGCAGAGGAAGGGGAAGUAUACGCGUGCUAGAUAG
Lachnellula hyalina is the source of this 1902-nucleotide messenger RNA. RefSeq names its product Polyadenylation factor subunit (gene paa-1). Gene Ontology annotation, molecular function: protein binding. The transcript has 3 exons. Lineage: Eukaryota; Fungi; Ascomycota; Leotiomycetes; Helotiales; Lachnaceae. Gene Ontology annotation, cellular component: mRNA cleavage and polyadenylation specificity factor complex. The record is from RefSeq and is a predicted model, not a curated record. The coding region runs from base 1 to 1902 and encodes 633 amino acids.